Messenger RNA from Momordica charantia (bitter melon), 2031 nucleotides. Lineage: Eukaryota; Viridiplantae; Streptophyta; Magnoliopsida; Cucurbitales; Cucurbitaceae. The record is from RefSeq and is a predicted model, not a curated record.
GCACCCUCCAACGUCUACUCAAACGUUCGUAGCUCUCCCGCUCCCGCUCCCGCCUUAUUUUUYUUCUUCUUCUUCUCCUCUGUGGUCGCCCUCGUCUUCAGUUCCCCUAGUCAACAAUCCAGCUUUGAUUUCCUUUUCCGAUCUCAUUUAUGGGUUCUACUUAGGGUUUUCUCCACUCUCUUCAUUCAAUCUCGCUCAUCAUCAGUCGAUUACUGGUUUUGGAAGUAUUGUAAUUAUAUUUUCAUGGUGAUCGCUCGAUGUUCUACCGCUUCGAUCAUCUCUUCCUUCUUCCUCAUCCCCUCGACGGCAACCGAUGUUUCUCCGUCCUCUGUCUACGGCCUCCGAUUCAAAUUGUGGUGGUCGGAGGGAUGUUAGGUUCAACAACCGAGGGAGAGGCGCAACAAAAGUUUUGCAUCCCUAGGGUUUCGUUUUGCUCCAUCUAAAAUUCGUGAAACUGAGGUCGAGGAUUGGGAUAGGCACCCAGAUCCUGACCAAGACCGAAGCCGGGGGCAAUUUGAUAUCGCAGAAGGCCGAUCGUGACCAAGAUCAUUAUGAUCAGUAUGAUGAAUGGAGGACGAUUAUCAUUAUGAGCAAGGCACUUCUGAAUCCACAUAAUAGAGAGAGGUCUCUUGAUGUGAUUUAUGAAUAUAGGCGCACUGAAAGAUCUCAUUCGAGAGAGUAUUAGUUUCUCAUGCUGCAGUGUCUUUUACUGUUAACGAGUAGCAGCACAGACAAUUGGAACUGGAACAAGAACAGCAAAAAAGAGAGCCGAAUUGCCCUUGAAGCCAAGGGAAGACUCCUUUCUGGUUGAUURAGAAACGUGCUCCCUCUCCCGCCUUCUUUUUCUUCUUCUCCUCCUCCUCUGUAGCUCUCCCUCUCCCGCCGUCUUCAGUUCCCGUAGUCAACAAUCCAGGUUCUAAUCGCAUCGAUCUCGAUUUUGUGAGUUUUUAAUCUCUUCGCUCCCGAUUUUGAGGUUUCUCAAUCCCUAGAUUCUCAAAUUUGCUGGUCGGAGCAGAUUUCGAGUGAAGGAAGGAAGUGAAAUCCAAAUUUAACACGCUCGUAAUUUGGUCUCUCCCCUGAUAAUUCCGCAAACCACUUCAAAUUACAGCACAAAAUCCAAAGAAAAUUUCAUCAUCUCGUCUCCAUCGCUGGAUUUUCCCUUAUCGGACCUGCUCGUUGAAUUUGGUGCCUCCAUUGUCUCUCAACAUUAAUCAGACUUCUGAUUCGUGUAUAGUUCUGGGGGCGCAAAUGAAUAGCUCCUCACCAGCUAAUUCUUCCAUUUCUACCACAGCGGUUGCCGGAAGAUGUAGCACCAAUGCAGCAAUGUCAGUUGAUGAUUUUCGCUUCCCCGCCAAUUUAAUUUCGAUACCAGAGCGCAAGGACGAGGUCAUGAGCGCUCUUAAAUCUAAUAUAAUGGCUGCGCUGAACAAGGAGGUCAAAUCCCUGGAUGACGAUAACUGGAUGUUUGAAGGUCCUCGCUCCMGUAUCAACCUUAUGUCACGACAAGGUGUGCUAAUUGCUAUGCAAUUCCCUAUCAGGUGGUCCUUUCCUCAAAAAGACAGAAGAGAAGAGAAGAUAAUGGGUCGGAUUGAUAAUAAUUAUUAAGAGAUCUUCAGCCUGAAGACAUCUUGUUAUUGUGGUGGCUGGCGCUGCGCUUGGACAACACUCGGUUUCAUUAAUCAAGUAAUAGUUCUUUUCAAUCGUGUAAGUUUAAUUUUCAAAUAUGAAACAGCUAAUUUCUACAAACAACUCUCCUAAUCUCCCAAAUUGGAAGAGGAAAAAGCUAGCAGUACAGGGGGGAGGAACAAGACCUCUGCUACCACAUCGAUCCUAGAUCAUUACAAAUUAAAGAACUAAAUUGUUACUUCAGUAAAAAGAUGUAAAGAUGAAAAGUAUUAUUUAACUUUUUUUUUUUUGAAUUCCAACGAGUAGGGUGAAGAUUUGAAUAUCUAAUCUUUUUGUUGAAGAUAUAUUUGGYGAUAUAGUUGUUUUAUGGAGUUUGUUUAGAAUACAAUAAAAUAAAACUAUUUA